This is a messenger RNA of Macrobrachium nipponense, 5500 nucleotides long. Its product is annotated as zinc finger protein ZXDC-like. The record is from RefSeq and is a predicted model, not a curated record. Gene Ontology annotation, molecular function: RNA polymerase II cis-regulatory region sequence-specific DNA binding; DNA-binding transcription factor activity, RNA polymerase II-specific. Gene Ontology annotation, cellular component: PcG protein complex; chromatin; transcription regulator complex. Gene Ontology annotation, biological process: regulation of transcription by RNA polymerase II. NCBI's taxonomy places the organism in Eukaryota, Metazoa, Arthropoda, Malacostraca, Decapoda, Palaemonidae.
AUGUGGAGAGGAUGGUUGCAGCAAGUCAUACUUUACUCCCAAUUCCUUAACAUCCCAUAUGAGAAGCCAUCAUAAAGAAGAGGAGUUGUGUUGUCAGUGGAAUGGAUGUGGGAAGAAAUUCGACAAGCCAUGCAGAUUGAAAGCUCACAUGAGAGUCCACACAGGACAAAGACCUUUUGUCUGUACUUUUAAGGGAUGUAACUGGUCAUUCCAAAGUGCAAGUAAGUUAAGUCGGCAUCAGAGAAAACACACAAAUGACAGAAAGUUUACUUGUCAUUUGUGUAUGAAGAGUUUCCUGAGAUCAGAGCAUCUUAAAGGCCACCUGCUUAUUCAUACUGGUGUAAGAAAUUUCCAGUGCCCUGUUGAAAAUUGUAAUGCAAAGUUUACAGCAAAGAGUAGUUUGUAUGUUCACUUGAAGAAACAUGAAGGGAAGUCUAAGGAAAGUAGCACUAAGGUUACAUACCACUGUCCUAUUGAUUGCUGUGAUAGAAGUUAUAACUCAAAGUUUAAUCUGCGUCAGCACAUGGUCAAGAAUCAUACUAUAUUGGCUGCAGCUGAUUCAAAUCAGUUAGAUUACAUAACAUUACUAGGUGAUAAGGAUUUAAUGAUGGAUCCGCUCCUCCCACUAACUGCGGGUGGCACACCAUCAGCAGCUUCAUCGACACUGGAUCCACACAUACCAUCUUCAACGUUUGCAUCAACUUCUCAUUCAUCUGAUCCCCACACUGCUCUUCUGUCUAGCAUUGAGCUUAUUAAUGGUGACAUUAGUACUGAUGCCAAUAAUAUUGCUCCAAUUAUUGUGAUGGAGGGUAGAGGUUCCAGUGAUGGUAUAGAGAGCAUGGAUGUUGGAAUACCAGAGUCUCUCAUAAGUAGCACUGCAGCCACAGUUGCAGCAGAUGUAGAGACUCUAGAUCUGCAGUCUGUUUCAAGUGAUAAUGGAGGCUCAGCACGUACAGAUGCACUAGGGAAUUUUAUUCAAUCACAACGAGCUAAGAAAAGGCAACAGUUAAAUCUAGCGAAGAAGAUGGCAGAACUUGGUUGUCAUACACCUCAUUCAAGUGGUGAAGUAAAUUUUACAAAUGAUGUGGUUUUGUCAGCAUCAGCUGUGACUCUUUCUACUGUUUCCCACCUUCAGUCAGCUCUCUUGCAAGAUGAUUGCGUUGGGAGCGAGUUGUACCAAGAAGCUUUAAUGGGGCAUGAAUUGUUGACAGACCCAACCAAUGAUCCACAGUCAACUAUAAAUCUUCGUGACUUAGAGUGAUUACUUUGAGCAGAAACUUGAGCAUUUGCCUGUCAUGAAAGUUAGUAGAUAACCGUAAACGAGUUGCGUCGCUCGUAAAGAAGUGGAACCUUUUAUUAGAACAAACCAAUUUAUGAUGGUAGUUUUAAUGUUUUGGAAUAGUUUGUUUUUUUGCAUUUUUUUCUGCUGCAUAUAAAGUAGUGAAUCUUUGCCAGUGCGUAAUUCAUUUUACACAUUCUCUUUUAUAAGUAGUAUAACCUUACAAUUACCUUCAGAAUUUAAGGUAGCUUGCUAUACAUUAUAUAUGAUACUAAAAUCAUAUACAUUUUUGCUUGGUUUAUAUAUCACUAUAAGACUACAAGUCAAUUAGCAUGGUUGUCUUAAAAAACAUUUGUAAUUUUGUGACUAAAAUUAUAUGGCUGCAUUACUGUUGACAGACGGACAAUGGUUAAAAUAGAGUUAAAAUUUAUUGUAUGCCGAUUCACUCUGGAUGGAUGUACAAAAUUAUUUUUUGUUGUUGGUGUAUUUAAAGAAAUAAUUGUGCUGUUCCAGAGUGAGCAGCAUUUUUGUUACACAGUGUUUCUCAGUAUAUGUUAAAUAUGUAUUAUGCAAAUUUAUAUUGUUUAAUAGUAAGCAUUGUUUAACAGCAUAAAUUAAAAAGGACUUGCAUCCAAAUUACUCAGAAGGUAAUUCCUGAGAAUUAUGGAAUUUUACAGUUUGGCUGAUGGAUGUUUCAAACAUUAAUUUUUAUUUUAUCGAGUAGUUUUCAAUGAAUUAGGCUAUCAAAUAUAUAAGCUUUUAUUAAACAGGACAAUCAUUAUGAGGAGAGUUUCAGUGGUAUGUUAUGAAAUGAAAAUAUUCUUCUGAUUCUCCUCCUCUUCUUUAUACUUAUUAACCAUGCAAAACAUGCUGUGAUUGUGUUAAAUCCUUAUGAUAUUUCCCUCACAAUUGGUCACUCACUGUGUACUUUUAUGUUCUUGAUUGAUGGAAUUUUUCAGAUGAACUCCACUAUGAGACAGCUUAUAAUGUGACGUGUCUACUCUUUGUGGUUUAAUUUGUAUGUAUGUAUGUACAGUAAACAUAUUGGAUAAAGACGGACAAAUGCUGAAGCUUCUGACUUGUGAGAUGGUGCAGUACUUUUGUAUUCUCAUUUAUGGAAUUUAUUUUAAUUACCUUAAUACCAUAGGUUAAUGUCAGAACCAACUACAGUAUAUGUCAAGCCUAGCACAGACCCUUGUGAACUUUUGUAUGGAUUAGAGCGUUGUAACUGUUUACUAGCUCACAUUUAUUUUUAUAUAGAUUAUCCAGGCAAGUCACAUUUCUGUGAUAAGAUAAUUUUAGAAUACCCUAUUUUCUUUUCUGGUGUGGCUUUCCAAUACUGUACUAUUGCCAAACUUGUUAGGUCAUUUUAGUGCCAACAGAUGUAGAUGAAUUGACAAAUUGGUAAAAGAAAAACUGUUCUUGAAUAAACAGUUCACUGGUAAAUUUCUGGAUUUGGUGCUAACAUAAAUGUGCAGCGUCUUGGUAUAAAUGAGGUUAGGGAUAACAUUCUGCAAAACACUGCCAUAUAUAUUUAUAUCAAAGCUUUUUUCAUUGCACAAGAGGGUUGUUUCUUUUAUUCAGUGAUAAACAUUUUACACUAUUAAGGCAUGCAAUAUGAGCUAGGUGCUUUGUUCUCCUGAUUAAAAAAAAAAGAAUUGGGACUGAUAUGAUGGUGGUAAUAAAAGCUAGUCAUCUGAUAGAUUUGUUCCUUGUUCAACAUAGCAAAAUUUUAUUGUGACAUUUCAUUAAUACUGUAGUAUGGAAAACAAAGGAAUGGUGGCCAACAUUUAAGCAAAGCUAGACCACUAUUGUGACAUCAAUAAAUCAUAUACUGUAUUUGAAUUCUUUUGCCAUACCAUGCAGUUUCCAUCAUCUACUAAGGGAUUCAGAGCCAAUGGAACUGUUUUUCGGCAAUAGCUUUUUAUCAAAGCAUCGGUUAAAGGUAGAAGUUGGUAAGUGUAUAUUUUAUAACUGUACCUGAUUUUUGCAAGUAUUAUUUAGUACCUAAGUUUAAUAGUUAUGAUAUUUAUAGAGUAAAAUGAGGUCGCCAAUGCCGGAACGGAGAAAAUCACAGGAAAGGAUUCUAAAAUAAUUUGUGACGUAAGCAUAAUGUGAAGUAAUGAGGCUCCACUCGUCUACCAGGUAGGCAGGAAGUCAAUAACAGUAACAGGGGAAUGGGUAUGCUUACACAGCCUUCUGUGCAUUUCAGAGGCCAUGGCAUAGUGUUUUUCAUAAACAACUUUUAAACCAACUUAUGGAUUUCCAUACCACUAAAGCACAGUGUUUCAAACUUUGUCCUAAUUUUCGGAAGUACUAUGCAUUGUCAUACAUGUUUCAUUAAUUUUUUUUUAUUAAGAAAAUGAGGUUAAAGGUGCGCUUACCCAACCAACCAUCUGCAAAAAUGGUGACAUGUAUCAUUGAUGUCAGUAUAGCAUAUCCUCCACUAUACCUUAUCAAAUGGUAGUUAGACUUAAGGUUAAACGUCAUUUUACCAAUCCUGGGCAAUACUCAAUAUUUUAAAGCAAAUUAAUAAAUUGCAUGAUGAUAUAUAAAUUUUCAAAAUAAUGUUUUAAUCUAUAUGUAAGGGGAUGGCUCUGCAUCACAGUUAUGUUGUAAAGCACCACUCGUUCGAAACGGUCUGAGAAAGGCAAGAAAUUGGUAAUUUUUUAAAACUUAAUUAAGCACAUCUGUCAGUUCAGUGUAUUACUAUAAAUUAGGAAAAUGUUAGAAAAAAACUGUGCUUUAUUAGCAUGGAAAUCCAAACAUUGGCUGAAGGGUGUUUUACGAAAAACGUUAUUUCAUGGCCUCUGCAAUGCAUAGCAGGCUUCAAAAAAUUCAAGAAUGGCCUGCAGUGUAUGAAAUUUUCCCCGUGGUUGCAAGACUGCACUUGUGCUACGGUUAACCACUUUGUAUACAAGCAAGAAUCGUGGCAAGAGCGAGAAAACCCAUGAACAGAUAAUUAUUUCUAGUUUCUUGGCAAUACUCAUCUCUUGUAGAAUCAUAGAGAAGGCUAUAGUGUAGAAACCUGAGGAAAAAAGAAUUCUUAUUUCUAAAGUAGAAACAAUACGCAUAUCAAGAAAAUGGAAGAAUUCCAAGCUAACAACAGCUGCUGUAGAAGUUGUGAUGAAUCCUCUAUCUAAUAAUAAUAAUAAUAAUAAAAUUAUUGAGUAUGAUAAUGCAAUCAAGGGCACAAUGACAAAUCCUGCUCGUCAUCACUGAUAUCGCUGAAGUGUAGGAUGUGUACUAAUAUCAGUAAAUGAAUAUGUCAUCAGCAAGUGGACAAGGCCACAGUUAAAAAACUUUUCCUCACAUGUAAACUUCUCUUCAGUGAGUGGAGCCUCAUGACAUCAUCGGUUAACAUCGCUAUUGCGUUCAAAACCAUUACCUGCCAUUUUGAUGGCUCUGGCAUAGGAAACUCACUUUUACUCUUAAGUACCAGAUCUGUUGAACUUAGGUACAAAAUAAUUAUUGCUAAAAUUAGGUAGGGUUUUAAAAUAUAUAUUUGCCAACUUUCACCUUUAUCAGAUGCUUUGAUGAAAAGUUAUUGCCAAAAAACAGCGUUCCAUCAGCUCUGAAUCCGUUAGGUCUAUUAAUGCCACCAAAAAUAGCUUUCUUAAUGUAACUUAAGUAGUUUAUCUUCUGUGGAUGUUUACUGUCAAAGUUGUACACUAAAGUAUUAUAAAGUUGUUAUUGCUAUCAAUGUGAUUAUCAUGAGAGUAGUUUUAUUGACUUACACAGUAACAAUUACCUAUUAUAAAUAUUGGUUUGUUGGUAGCACUGAUUUGAAUAUUUUUAUUAAUGAUGAAGAAACCAAAGAUGGCAGAUAUUUAAUCAGUGGUCUAAAAUAAAUACUUAGGGAGAGUUUUGAAGGAAUGGACUCAAUUAUUUCUAAUAAUUAGGUCAGGGAUACUGAUAUGUAUAUUUGUAGUGGAUAAAUUUCGAAGCUUACAUUCCCAAGAGAAAUUAAUGUAAGUAAUAUAGAAAGUAUUUUUUUCCUAAUAUUCCCAGAGACCCAGUCGUUUUCAGCAGCAUUUGCUGCCGAUCACUCGAGUGACCUUUCUGUAACUGCUAAUUAAUUUUAAUAAUGAUCAGUUCUUUUGGUGAAAAAUCUUUAGUGGAAAUUUUUGGGAUAAUUUGUAUUGAUAUUUUAUUUUCAGUUUGAGAUACAGUUUUAAGUUUUGCUUGAAAAAAAGUGUGAAUUAAUUUUUUUUUUUUUUU